Molecule: messenger RNA, 1910 nt
Organism: Diabrotica virgifera virgifera (western corn rootworm)
Lineage: Eukaryota; Metazoa; Arthropoda; Insecta; Coleoptera; Chrysomelidae
Exons: 2
Coding region: 119-1564 (481 amino acids)
Biological process (GO): multicellular organism development; proteasome-mediated ubiquitin-dependent protein catabolic process
Cellular component (GO): cytoplasm
Molecular function (GO): zinc ion binding; ubiquitin conjugating enzyme binding; ubiquitin protein ligase activity
Source: RefSeq, a predicted model, not a curated record
UUUAUUUCAUUUCAAAGUUUUUCAAUUACGUGUUUUUUCUGAUUUACUAAAAGCAAUAACAGUUUUUCAUAAGUACCUAAAUAUUUUCUUAUUAUGUAUAUUAUUAGACGAUAUUAAAAUGGCAUUUAUACUUCCAGAUAAUAUACUAGACACUUUACUCUGCAGUUUUUGCCAUAAGUAUUUAUCUGUGAAACCCGUAAAGAUUUAUCCAAACAGGCUUAUACAAUGUGGAAGAUGUGUUGAAAAUAAGGAACAUUCAAUCUAUAAAUUAAAAGGGGUAGAAUCACUAUUUGGAAGAAUUGCUCAAAAAAUUUUAUUUAAAUGUGUCAACAGGUUUGAUGGUUGUCGAGAAUUGUUAACAUAUUCCCAAGUGCGAGAUCAUGAACAGGCAUGCUUGGAAAAAAAUCAUAGGUGUCCAAUUUGUUAUGAAGAAAUGGCGAGUUUUCUGAUGCUGCGACACUUUUAUUCCAACCAUAAAUAUGCUGUAUUGGAUUGCCCUGCAUUUGUUUUCAAUUUGAAGGAUCAUUUAGAAAUGCCUAGUGUUUAUUUAUAUCAAGAGGAAGAUAAUUUGUUUUUUCUGUAUAUUAGUUAUAGAAAGUCGGAAAAUGCAAUCAAAUUAGAUUUAGUUUAUAUGGGGUGCUCUAAACUCGCUACAAAUAUAUACCAUCAAUUUACUGUACGUAGUGAAAAGAAAGAAUUUGAUAUUGUAUUGGAUCCAAAACCAUGCACUAAUGAUUUUUUUGUUGUGGAUGUAUUACAUAUGUCAAAUUUGAUACAGAUUAAAUUUAAAAUAAUUGAUCACAAUUUAAUGGUUUUGACGGCACCAGGAGUUAGUAAUGCUGUGGGGAAACAUAUACUUCAAAACCCAGAGUCAAUAAGUAAAAAUGCUCCACACGAGAAACAAAUUGGAAAAUAUCUAUCAAAAUUUAAUCAAAAAUGUAUUAAAUGCCAAGCGUUUUGCAUUUUUUCAUUGACUAGAUGUCCAAUUCUGACUUACUACACGAACAUUUACGAAUACAAUAACUAUAUGUGUUACUAUUGUUACAACUACUUCAAAUCUGAUGAGUGGCUGAUCUGUAAAGUUUAUUUUAAAAUACUAAUUCCCAUUAAUAUAUUUGAGACAAUGGAGUUUUUCAAAUGGUAUUGUCGUAAUUGCUGUAGCGAGAUUAAAAUUUCAGAUAUACAAGCACAUGAAAUAAACUGUAAACGAGGUAGACAAUUUACUUGCCCUAGAAGAAAUUGUUGUGAAAAAGGAACUGCUAACCACAUCAGCAAACAUUUGAAAGAUCGCCAUUAUUGUAUGGCAUUUGGGUCUCAAUUUAAAUUACCUAUAAAUUUUUUCAGAUGUUAUGUAUUUGUAAGGGAGUAUAUUGUAUUUUUACAUGUAACUCCUACAUCAGAUUUUGCCAGUCUUGAACUUUACGAUAUUCACGUGGAACUAGUAACAAAAAAUGAUGAAAAAAUACCAUAUGCUUUGUUUUUUAAUAAUAACAAUGAACUUUUAACGGGUGGUUUGAAGUUAGCAUCUUGCAGUGAAGUAUUUGUAAAAGUUAUUAUAUAUUAAGUAGUUAAACUAAAUACUAAUAGUAAAACUAAUAAUAAAGGAGGUACCUCAAUUAUGCAGCAAGUGUCACUGUUUUCUCCCUUAAGGGCACCCGAAGUCCCAUUUAACGACAAUGUUAACAUAAUGUCAACUAUCUCUGUAACCAAAGCACUUAGAGACCUAUUUUUUUAUUUAUUUUGAAACUACAUGUAUUGUUUGGUUCCGCUUAGAUUUUUGUAAAGUUAGAGUGAAAAAACAUUUAUUUUAAAAAUGUUUAAAAUACUUUUACAAAAAAACCCAAAAAAGUUUAAAUUUUAUUGUUUAUUUUACUUGUUUUUGUACAUUUUUUAAUAAAACUUUUCUCGAU